Molecule: messenger RNA, 7744 nt
Organism: Amphimedon queenslandica
Lineage: Eukaryota; Metazoa; Porifera; Demospongiae; Haplosclerida; Niphatidae
Product: serine/threonine-protein kinase ATR-like
Exons: 85
Coding region: 75-7616 (2513 amino acids)
Biological process (GO): DNA repair; telomere maintenance; DNA damage checkpoint signaling
Cellular component (GO): nucleus; chromosome
Molecular function (GO): protein serine/threonine kinase activity; protein binding
Source: RefSeq, a predicted model, not a curated record
CGGUACACACGUGUUGUGACUGUUGUCCCCACUCUCCAGACCGAGAUCCAGACUGGCCUCGAGACUGGCUGAAGAUGUCAGAAGUUGAAUCCAAGGUUCAAGCUGAUUCUCGAGCUCUGUUACCUGAAGAUGUAACAGGAUCAGCAGAUAUGAAUCUCAGAAAACAGAUAUACCGUGUGGUGAUGGGAUACAUUGAAUUGCCUUUCAAAGAUGAUUCAGGACAUGAUGAGGAUGGUGUUGUUGUAAUUGAUUUUAUAUAUAAAUGCAUUGAUCAAAGGCCACAGUCUUUCAUUGAAGGAGAUCAUGAUGUUGAUUGCGAUUUUUUGCAGUGGUUACUUUCUUCAUGUUGUCUCAUUAUGUCAAAAAGUUCACAAAUGAUAAAUAUCAAUUUGAUCAACUGUCUCACCAAACUAUUUCAGUUAUUGUUCCUAAAAGAUCGAAAACUCUUCUCUUAUCUUACUGCAGGACUUCUCCGAGUGAUUAAAGAUAUUGUAGUAUUGUCAUUUUCUGAACAUGGUAAUGUACAGUUUCCUCCUGUUAGUCUUUUCACAUUUCAUCAGAAAAAUUUCUCUUCAGACCUUCAAGCUGGCAUAUUGCAGUUAAAAUCAAACGUAGAAAUUAAUGUUAUCUUGUUAUCACUUCUUAACCUGCUUCAUAAUCUUCUCGAAAACAUUGGUCCAUUUCCAAUGGAACUUGAUUGGAAUCAUCUUAUUUUAUUAUCUAAGAACCACAAUCAUCAAAUCAGGAAUGUUUCUUUAAAGUUUAUAGCAACAUCAUUAUCCAAUGGUGUUACAAUGCCACCGCAGAUAUUAGACUCACUGUGCUGGCUAUUGCUUGACUUACUUAGUCAUGGUCCUCGUACUGACUACCUUCAGUCUUUGGUUUCUUGUUGUGAUCUUGUUUUUGGUACUAGUGACCGAGAAAUCUUGGCUCCAUUGAGAUUUUUUGACCAAUUAGCUGUUGCUUUACUUCAACUUACUUAUACUGGUAUAUACAAAUCAAGUACCAUAAUUUUUCAGGAUUGUGUUGGUCACCUUUUGUAUAACUGCUGGCUGGUUGGAGUGCUGUCAUUAUCAAAAAUAAGAUACUUGCUUCAUUAUAUUACAGAUACUAAUUCUAAUCUGAAGCCUUUUAUUUUGCUAUUGGAAAAAGCUUUGUUUAAUGAAUUAGCCGUAAUAUCUAAAUGCAAUGAAUCAUUGAAAUUUCACAACAUUGAGCACCCACAUCCUGCUUUUAAGAAGAAACUGAAAGGUUCAGCUCCUCAGUAUGGACAAAAAAGGCAAAAUGAGAGAAAAUAUUCAAAUUCCUUGAUAAAGCUGCUAUGUCAUAUAAUGUUUUCUUGUGGACAAAAAUUGUCUCAGUCUAUUGAAUCUCAGUUUGCUUCAUUGGCUAACUUAGAGACUCUUUCCUCUAUUUUGAGACUUGUGGCUGGUUGCUCAGUGAAACAUUAUGAGGCGUUAAAAUUUUGGCUUGAGAGGAAUGAGUUUGCUGGUAUGUUAGAAUUAUUGGACGCUGUUUCUGUAAAAUUUAUAAAUUCUGAUACUGAAUAUAAGGUUUUGAAGUUAGUUUACACCUGCUUGAUUUCUAUUGGCUGUUUAAUGUCACAAAGUGACUUGUUUUUGGCUCAGAAAAAUCAGUGUCUUUAUAUUCUCUCAAACUAUUCCUCAAAAGAAAGCAUUAUUCAUCAUAAACCAUCUUAUAAUGGAGCUGAUUUUCAGUGGAUUACUGAAAUUGAAGAAAUCAAUUUGGAUUUGGCUAUUCAUGCUUUAUGUGCUCUACAUUAUGUUUGCAAUGGUGACAUUCUUUUGGAAGUUGUUAGGAAAGGAAUGGUUACUGGAGUUCUAGCUUUGAAAGUUGAACUUAUUCGAAUAUUGCCCUUAGUUAUGUAUGAGUUGGACUCCAAUGAGGCUAUUUUGUUUUUAAAUGAAUUAGUGAAUGAUGCUGCAAGCUAUAGCUGGACAGAGUCAAUGCUCUUGCAGUUAUCAAAACAUGCUCUACUGUUAUGUUACAUUGUAACUGGAGUUAAAAUAACACGUUCGUUGGAGUGGAGGCUGUCACAAGAAACAUUUUUUAUUGAUAACAGUGACUAUCAGCAUAUUGUUGAAGCUAAUGCUCCAAUCAAUAAUGAACUCUUGUCGUCAACUUACUGCAAAAUUUUGAACUUUAUAAUAUUAAAUGAGGAAAAGUCAAAGCACAUUUUGAUAUCAACACUUGAAAGCUCCAUUAAGAUUUGUUCAUUUAUUAAUCAGGAUGCUUUAUUUCCUUUGCUUUCCUUAAUGGAUCAUGAAGAUAUUGAAGUUGUAUCCUCAUUUGGGAAGCAUUCUGCAAUUUUGUUUAAUUUAUGGGGCUCCUACGAAGGUGAUAUAUCUAACCAUCCGUUUUUGCGUAAAUUAACACUAUUAGCUUUAUCCUGUCACACAAAACGAAGUAAAGUAUCUAUUGAUAUUUUGGGCUGCUUAGGAAGAUUCAAGAACAAUAACGUUUUUAGACAUUGUGUCAUUCUACUUCUAGAAAUGUUACUUCGUGGUAGUAUUGUGAUUAAAGCUGCAGCUUUUAAUGAGAUAAAAGAGCUCUGUAGAUUUCAUAGGCUUGCUUCUGGGAAGCUACCAUUGCCUUUGAAACAUCAAAUUUGUGAACUUUUAGUGGAAAUUCUAAAUGAAAAACCAUUUAUGAUUCUUUGUUCAAAUUUGAAAAAAAACUUUUGUGCUGAGAUUUCAAAUGUAUUUGGUUAUAAAACAGUUGAAGAAUUUCUUCAGUCAAUACAUGAUCCAUUUAUAUCACUACUUGUUGCUGAAGGAUCUAAUCAUGUAUUGCAAUGUCUAACUUUUAUUGCAGAAAAAUUUAACAAAACUAUUGGAGAACUAUUGGUUGCCAAUUUUCACUACAUAUUUAGUAACUUAAUUUGCAAAUGUAGCGAAAGCAGACGAUCACUAUCAUUACAGUUUCUUAAGACUAUAAUGCCUGACUUGGAUAUGGUUUUUGUUGUCCGUCGAAGCAAAAUUUUAAACCAGUUAUUGCUUCAGUUGUAUUCUGCACCUAGUCAAGUGACUGUUGGAAUAACUUUUUUAGCAUCUGUCCAGAAAUCACCAUCAAGCAUGUCACUUUCAUCUGAUGUUGAAAUAGCUGAUCAUUUAGAACCAAAUUUUCUAAGUAUUUUAAAGUUUUUUGAUGCUAAGUUAGAGAUAGCUUGUGAACAUGAAGAUCAUGAUUUAGGACUUAUGGCUAUUUCAAGUUUGACAUCGUUAAUUGUAAUAAUGGGGAGUAAGUAUAUAACAAAGUUCCGAGUCAAUGUGAUGGCUUUACUUAGGUUAUGUCAAAAAUUUAAGAACUUAGAAGUGUGCAAAAAAGCUUGUGAAGCCUGGGAUUGUUUCAUUCAGAGUGUUUCUAUUCCACUAUUGGGUCCAUUAUUAAGUGAGAUUGUUGUGGUCCUGACUCCUUGGGUUUCGCUUUUUUCUAACAUCAUUACUAAAAUUUUUACGUACCUGUUUAUCACAAAUAAGGACAGCCUUUGUUCUUACUUUGAUGAAGUAUAUGUGAUACCUGAUCACCCAUUUUUGAAAGAUAUCAAUUCUGUUAUUAAGGAUAGUAUUAUCUCUCAUAAUAUGUCAUGGGAGUGUGUUCUUGAAUCGCAUUUAAAGCAUUUAUUGAAAGGCAUUAAUCAUCAAAGAUCUGAUGUACGGUCACAUGCUGUGCAAUCUUUACUAUUGCAUUUGAAAAAACAUCAGACACAAAUUCAGGAGCUAGUUAUUAACAGAGAUAUUGUGCAUCCAGCUAUUGCUGAUAUUAUAACCUCUCUUGUUUGUAAUUUAAAAGAUGCUGAUUCUAGCUUAAGGCUCAAAUGUGGUGAAUGUCUUGGAAUACUUGGGGCAAUUGAUCCUGGAAGAAUUUCAUACCAGACUGUCACUACUGUCAAAGCGAUUGUUUAUUUUGAGACUGAUAUGUUGUCAGAAAAAUUUUCAAUUGAACUGAUUGAGCACUUAAAACAAGUUUUUCUUGCUUCCCGUGAUGCUCAAGAGCAAAAUUGUUGUGCUUUUGCUAUUCAAGAGGUACUAUCAGUAUUGAAUUGUGCUAAUGCUGAUGCUGGAAAAUCAAGUGAUGGUACUCAUAUUUGGAACAAGCUUCCAGAGAAUACACAGGAAAUUUUUUCUCCUUACCUUCACUCAAAAUAUUCACCACGUUAUCCGAAGUUGGAAAAUUCUGCCGAUUUUUUUAAGUUAUCUCAUUUCAAAAGUUAUAAAGACUGGAUACAGAAAUGGGCAGUCACUCUAAUUUAUAGAUUGCAUAAAUCUAUUGCAAAGCAGUUGUUUCUACCUUGCACCCUUAUAUUUAAGUACAACAUUCGCCCUGCUGAGUUUCUUUUGCCCCACGUUUUACUUGCUGUUCUUUCCCAGAAAGAUUUUGGAAUUAUUACAAAGAUUCAAAAUGAGAUAUGUCAUAUCUUACAACACUGUGAUAGUAUACGGGACAUUCCAAGAGAUGUAGCUGAAACUGUUUCCCUUUGUUCACAAACUGUAUUUGCUUCUCUUGAUUAUCUUCAGACUUGGGUGCAUAAUAAAAUGAAACUUCAGCCCACUGCUAAGUCUAAGCCAAUGAAGUCUACAAAUGAAUCUGGUUCUCAAAAUAUUUCCAUUGUCGAGAAUUUUCUAAAAAGCAUACCAAAGGAUUUGUUGGCAAAAGCUGCCUUUCAGUGUCACGCUUAUACUCGAGCUUUGAUGUAUUUUCAACAAUUUCUGAAAUCUUGUCCUUCUGAUAUAAUUCAAAAAAAUUUAAAAUUUUUGCAAGAAAUAUUUGUUGGUUUAAACGAUGUUGAUGGUGUUAGUGGUGCUGCUGCUUUUCGCUCCUCACAGCCCACAAUUCAAGAGCAAAUAUUACAGUAUCAAAGCAUUGGAAAUUAUAGAGAUGCAUUGCUAUAUUACCAGAAAGCCAUUAGAGAAAAUCCUGGAGUCAAGUACUAUGAAGAUAGCCUUCAUUGUUUGAUGAGUCUGGGGGAAUUUCAAUCAGCAUUAACAUAUGUGAAAGGAUUACUUGCUGAAAAACCUGAAUUGUCUCAUAUCUUUAAUUCAUACUAUAUUGAAGCUGCUUGGAAGCUUGGAGACUGGAAUAGUUUAGAGCAAUCAGUAAAAGAGGCAAGGUCAUCUUUGGUUAAUUGGGGUUCAGGUCUUGGAAAAUUGUUACUGGCUGCAAAAAAGAAGGAUAAAGUUGCGUUUCAAGCACAGUUGCAAGCUGUUCGUAAUAGUGUUAUGGGACCACUAACAGCUGCUAGCUUAGAAUUGGGAUCAUAUCAAAGAGGAUAUGAGCAUAUUGUCAGGUUGCAUAUGCUUCAAGAAGUAGAAGAUAUGGCCACUCAAGUUAUAUUUAGUUCCGAGAGUAGGACUGUUGACAUUUUAAAGAACUGGAAAAGUAGACUUCUAUCUACAGAAGAGACAUUUAGAACUCAAGAACCAAUACUUAACCUUCGUAGAACAUUACUUAGUUUGGUUGAUGAAAAGCAAGAGCUUCUCACAUUGUCUAUUAAGCAAGAAACUGGUUGUCUAUGGUUGAAAAGUGCUUCUAUUGCUAGGCACUCUAACUGUAUGCAAGCUGCUCAUAAUCUUCUUCUACAUGCUGCAGAUUAUCAUCUACCUGAGUAUUGUUUAGAGCAUGCUGAUUUAAUCAGUACACAGGGUGACCCACAUCAGGCACUUCUUAAUCUUCAGAAAACAAUUGAGAGCUGGACAGCUUCUGAAGAAGUUCCACUUGCUACCAAAGCCAAAGCAAUGUUAAUGGUUGGCAAGUUACUGGAAGAAACUGAUCAUGACUCCCAAACAAUUUUGAAACAUUACAAAGAAGUAAUAGCAAUUGAUGGAGAGAAUGAAGAGGGACAUUUUUGUUUAGGAAGAUAUUAUGAUAGAUUACUCACAUUGGUUGAAAAGAAUCCUUCUAAUUAUGCAGAUGUUUUGAAUUAUACUAUCAAGCACUAUGGUGAUGCACUUACAUAUGGAAACAGGUUCAUUUAUCACUGCUUGCCACGUGCUCUUUCUCUUUGGUUGGAUUAUGGAAACAGCUCAGCAUCAAAGCAAGAGAAAGCCUUACUUCAAUCAAAUGUAGACAAAAUUACCAAGCUGAUGGAGAAUCUUGUUGAUCAACUAGCUCCAUAUCAGUUCUUGAUCGCAUUUUCACAGAUAAUAUCUAGGGUUUGUCACCAUGAUGAUAAUGUUUACGCAACACUAGAGAAAAUUAUUCUUAUUUUACUGAAGCAUUAUCCUCAGCAUUCGUUGUGGCUGAUGAUAGCAGUUAGCAAGAGUUCCAACAGUACUAGGAAAAAUCGUUGUAAAGCAAUUAUUAAUAAAGCAAAACAUAUUUUUCCUCGGUGGACAAAAGUAAUAGAUGAUAUUUGUAAGCUAGGCAGAUGCUUACUAGAUGUCUGUUCUUGUGAAUCUGAGUCAAAAAGAACUUUUGUUAAAAUGAAUGAUGUUUGUAGGGAGCUUGUGAGAUUAACUAAAUCAGAUGAUUUUAGUCCUGUUAUGGUCCCUCUUCAGUCAUCCUUAACUGUAACUUUGCCUGCCUGUCAGGAUGCUCCUUCUGAUCAUAAUCCAUUUCCUGGCGUUCAACCAAGUAUUGUAUCAUUUGAUGAUAGGGUCGAUAUUCUUAAUUCAUUGCAGAGACCAAAAAAAGUAAUUAUUCUCGCUAGUGAUGGAAAUCGCUAUACCAUGAUGUGCAAGCCAAAAGAUGAUUUAAGAAAAGAUUGUCGUUUAAUGGAAUUUAAUACUGUGAUUAACAAAUUUUUAAUCCGUGAUCCUGAGUGCCGUCAGCGUCAUUUACACAUAAGAACUUAUGCAGUUAUUCCCCUUAGUGAAGAUAGUGGACUAGUGGAAUGGGUUGAUAAUACAACAGGAUACAGACCAAUUUUGCAAACAACAUACCAAGAGAAAGGAAUGUAUACCAGUGGAGUUGAUGUUAAGAAACUUCUCCCCAAAGAUAGUGACAAGAGAAACAAGAAAGUGCUUAAAGACAUUUUUGUGAAUAAAAUAUUGCCCAGGCAUCCUCCAGUAUUAGGUGAAUGGUUUAUGAAGGCUUUUCCAGAUCCAACAUCAUGGUAUUCUAGUUCCCAAUCAUUUGCCCGAACAGCUGCAGUAAUGUCUAUUGUUGGUUACAUGGUGGGCUUAGGUGACAGACAUGGUGAAAACAUUCUUAUUGAUUGCACCAAUGGAGAUGUUGUUCAUGUGGAUUUUAGCUACCUAUUUAAUAAGGGUCUUACUCUUGAAGUCCCUGAAAUAGUGCCAUUUAGGCUUACACAUAAUAUGGUUGAUGCAAUGGGUGUUACAAAAUAUGAAGGAACUUUCCGAAUUUCAUGUGAAAUGACAAUGAAAUUAAUGAGACAACAAAGAGAUCCUUUAAUGUGCGUUUUAAAAACUCUCAUUCAUGAUCCAUUGGUUGAAUGGGUUGUUAAGACUAGUCGAUCACAGAGCAGUGAUAAAGGUGUGAAAAUUGUUAGUGAUAUUGAUGAGAGGCUUCAAGGAAAAACUGGGAAGACACUCCCUUUGUCAGUCAAAAGUCAUGUUCUUCAGUUGAUUAAAGAAGCUACAGACAUUGACAACUUGUGUCAAAUGUAUAUUGGCUGGGGACCUUAUCUUUGAUUUUUCUUUAAUACCAACAUACAUUAACAGAUUGCUUAUUAUUUAACAUAGUCAUUACUUCCAAUUUAUUAUUAUUCAUUAUUAUAAUCUUUAGAUAAAACAAUCAAACAAUCAGAAAUGAUACCUUA